CUGUGACGAAACGUUUAACCGCGAAUUCAGAAGCGAAUUAUUGAGGUUAAAUUUGGCAGGACUGACUCCGUGUUGGAAGCUUUCUUGUGGAUAUCUCUCAUCCGGUGCUAUGAGUGGACAGGUUUAUCUGAUGCUUGGUCCAAUCUUCUUAACCCUCCUGGUGACAACAGUCCCGGUCGUUCAGAGCGGGAAGGUUCUUGUCUUUCCUGUGGACGGCAGUCACUGGGUCAACAUGAACAUCUUGGUGAAGGCUCUUCACACCAAAGGUCACAAUAUCACAGUCAUCCGGAUGUCAGACAGCUGGUACAUCAAAGAAUUCUCACCUCAUUACACAUCCAUCACUCUGGAGUCUGCAGGAGGGUUCGAUGAAGAAUUCUUCAAGGUGUUUGCGACCAAACUGCUGAACAUUUUGAGGGAUGGUUCUAUUUGGGCUCGACUGAAUCUGGAGAUCAAGAUGUGGCAAAGUUUUUCAGAGAUGAUUGAAGCAGAACAUGAUCUUAUAACCAACAUGUUUGAAAACCAGCAGCUUAUGCAGUCCCUAAAAGAAACCAAAUAUGAUUUGAUGCUCACAGAUCCAGCCAUGUAUGGCGGUACUAUAUUGGCUCAUUAUCUUAAACUGCCUAUGGUUUACAAUGUUCGCUGGACGAUAUACAGCGAGGGUCAUUUUGCAAUAGCUCCUUCACCGCUAUCUUAUGUUCCUUCACCAAUGAUGGAGUUAUCAGACCGCAUGACCUUCUUAGAAAGAGUGAAGAAUAUUGUGAUGUACAUCAUAACUGAAACACAGGUCGCGCUCAUGAUCGCUCCAUAUUAUAAUGCACUAUGUGAACGCUACAUCGGUCCAGGAACGUCCUACUUUACUUUAAUUCAAAGCGCUGAUCUGUGGCUCCACAGGGUUGAUUUUAUUUUUGAGUUUCCACGGCCCACUAUGCCAAACAUUGUCUACAUGGGUGGCUUUCAGUGCAAGUCAUCGAAGCCUCUUCCAGCAGAUCUCGAGGACCUUGUGCAGAGCUCUGGAGAUCAUGGUGUCAUCGUCAUGUCUUUGGGAACUCUCAUUGGUCAGCUUCCUGAUGAUGUGGCUGAGGCCGUUGCUGAAGCUUUUGCAGAACUUCCACAGAAGGUCAUCUGGAGAUAUAAAGGAAGGAGACCAUCUGCACUGGGGAACAACACCUUAAUAAUGGACUGGAUACCUCAGAAUGAUCUUCUGGGUCAUCCUAAAACCAGAGCUUUUGUAGCUCAUGGUGGAACCAAUGGUAUUCAAGAAGCCAUCUAUCAUGGGGUACCAAUCAUUGGAUUUGGGCUGAUCUUUGACCAGCCCGAUAAUCUUUCAAAGAUGAGAGUCAAGGGUGUUGCCAAGACUGUAGACUUUGGCACAGUGGAUAAGAAAUCUUUCCUUGAAACUGUCAAAGAGGUUCUUUAUGAUCCCAGUUAUCGGGAGAACAUGCAGAGACUCUCAAGACUUCACAGAGAUGUUCCAGUCAAGCCUCUGGACAACGCCAUCUUCUGGAUUGAGUUUGUCAUGAGGCACAAAGGUGCCGCUCAUUUACGCACAGAGUCGUACAAAAUGCCCUGGUACUCCUAUCAUUCUGUUGAUGUCAUACUGUUCCUAAUGUCUGCUGUGAUGCUCAUAACCCUGACCACAUAUGCACUUAUUAGGUAUUUAUGCUGCAGAAUAUAUAAGAGACAGGCAACAAAAAAAAUUGAAUAA
Molecule: messenger RNA, 1705 nt
Organism: Triplophysa rosa
Lineage: Eukaryota; Metazoa; Chordata; Actinopteri; Cypriniformes; Nemacheilidae
Product: UDP-glucuronosyltransferase 2A3-like
Exons: 2
Coding region: 110-1705 (531 amino acids)
Molecular function (GO): UDP-glycosyltransferase activity
Source: RefSeq, a predicted model, not a curated record